This is a messenger RNA of Plasmodium vinckei vinckei, 4746 nucleotides long. RefSeq names its product structural maintenance of chromosomes protein 1, putative. Gene Ontology annotation, biological process: sister chromatid cohesion. Gene Ontology annotation, molecular function: DNA binding; ATP binding; protein binding. The coding region runs from base 1 to 4746 and encodes 1581 amino acids. The transcript has a single exon. The record is from RefSeq and is a predicted model, not a curated record. NCBI's taxonomy places the organism in Eukaryota, Apicomplexa, Aconoidasida, Haemosporida, Plasmodiidae. Gene Ontology annotation, cellular component: nucleus; chromosome; cohesin complex.
AUGGGAAAAAAUAAUAAGAAAGAAUUUGAUGACUCCUCAAGGAGUGAUGAAGAAUAUAAAUAUGAAGGUAGUGUAGAUACAGAAGUAAAUAAUAAAAUAAAUGGAUUAAAAAUAAAUUCUGAAAAGGUAUUAGAUCAAGACUUUAACAAUUUUAUUAAUAAUGAAUUUUUAGAUCUUUCAGUAUCCCCUUCAUUAGAUUUAUCACAUAGUCAUCUUAUGAGUAUUAAGAAUGGAAAGGAUAGCAACAAUUUGAACAAUCUUAAUUUAACGGAUAAAAAAUAUGAAAGUGUAAAAGGAAAUAAUCAAAGUGAAAAUAGUGAAGGAUACAGUACUGAUGCAUCAAACAAUGAAGUUAAAAAAAAGGAUCACUUAAAUAAUGGAUAUCAAAAAGAAGUAUCAAAAAUGUGUGUCGAAAAAAAUAGCAUCGAAACAAGUGUAAUAGAAACGGGUGAAGAAAAUCAAUCAGCAAUUGUUGUUGCACCAAAUAGUAUAAAUUAUGAUAAAAAAUAUAAUAAUGAUUAUACAAAUAUAUCUAAAGUAAAUGAUUUAUCAUUAGGAAAUAAUUAUUUAAGUAAUAGUAUGGCAUCAAGUAUGAUGACUUCAAAAGAAACAGAAUUAUGUUUUAUAAAAUAUUUAACAGUUUGUAAUUUUAAAAGUUAUGAAGGUGAAAAUAUUAUUGGGCCUUUUUCAAAAUUCACAGCAAUAAUUGGACCCAACGGAUCAGGGAAAUCAAAUAUUAUGGAUUGUAUUUGUUUUGUUUUAGGUAUAGAUAAUAAAUAUUUAAGAAUAAAAAAUUUAAAAAAACUUAUAUAUCAUAAAGAGAAUGAAAAAAUAGAAAAUAUUACAAAAAGAAUAUGUUAUGUUAAACUAACCAUUGAAAGUAAUAGUAAAGAAACUGUAGAAUUAAAAAGGACUUUAAAUUAUAGAGGUGUUACAAAUUUUUAUAUUAAUGAAAGAUUAGUAAAUAAAGAUGAAUAUACACAUUUUUUACGAAGAAAUAGAAUUGAAACCAAAACAAAAACUUGUCUAAUAUUUCAAGGAGAUAUAGAAGAAAUUAUAAAUAAAAAACCAACGGAAUUGUCUAAACUUUUUGAAUAUAUAAGUGGAUCAAAUGAAUAUGAACAAAUUUAUGAAGACAUCAAAGAAAGACUUAAAGAGAAACAAAUUGCUUGUAAAAAUUAUUUAAAUGAAAAAAAAAAAAUAGAACAAGAAAUAAAAAUACAUAAAAUGCAAAUGAAUGAAAAUAUCGAACAUAAUAAACUUAAAGAAAGUUAUGAUAAUGAUAUAAAAAAUUUAUAUCUAUUUAGAUUAUAUCAUUUUUUAAAAAAAAAAGAAUUUUUUAAAGAACAGCUAGCUAUUUUUAAAGAUCAAAAAAUGGAAUUCGAACAAGAGGUCUUAAGUAAAAAUAAAGAUACAGCAAAUGAUUUAGAACGAAAAAAAAUUGAAAAAAAAAAAGAAUUUUUAAAAAUUGAUGAACAAAUAAAAAAUAAAAAAAUAGUUUUAAAUGAUUUGAAAAUAGAAAUAAAUGAAAUACAUGAAAAAAGAAAAUUUUGUCAAGAAAAUUUAAAUAAAAUUAUAGCAAAUGAAAAAUUAAAACAAGCUAUGCAAACACAUUGUACUAAAUUUAUUGACGAUCUUAAUGAAAGAUUAGAAGAACAAAAUAAAAAAUUAGAAAAUGAAUAUAAAAAUAAAUUAAAGAUAUUCUUAAAAGUGUUUAAUAAAACAGAUCAAAUAAAAAAAUUUGUAAAAGAAAAAAAUAAAAAAAUUUAUGAUAACUUAAUUAAAGAAGAACAAUGUGUAAAGGGAAAUAAAAAAUUCGAUUUUGAAAAAUAUAACAAUGAUGAAGAAUAUAUAACUAGCUUAAAUAUAAUACAAUAUAUAGAAAACUUAGAUGAAUAUAAAAAGAACAAAGAAGAUUAUUUAUAUUUAUGUGCUAAUAGUAACAUUAAUAUUAAUAAUUACACAAACCUUUGUUCAAAUUUAAAGAAAGAUAUAAAGGAACUACAAGAAGAGUGCGACAAUAUUAAUAGGAAAAAACAAAAGGAACUCAUAGAUCUAGAAGCAGAAAAAUUUGCAUAUGAUGAAAUAUCAGAACGAAUAAAAAAAUUAAAUAAUUUAAUUGAACAAGACAAAAAUAAGAUCGAGCAAAAUAAAAUAAAAUUAAAAGAAUGGAAUUUAAAUAUUUUAGGAAAAGAAAAACAAAUAGAAAAUUUAGAAGAAGAAAUAAAUGUAUUAAAUAUACAUAAAAAAGAAUUAUUAUUUUUUGACAAAAAAAAAGAACUUAUAAAAAAUUUAAAAAAUAUUUUUGGACAAGAUGAAAUAUAUGAUGAGAUAUCAAACUUAUAUGAAGUAACUAAUCAAACAUAUUAUACUGCUAUAAAUAAUAUAAUACAUAAAUAUAAUAACUUUUUAUUAGUUAAAAAUUUAGAAACAUGUACAAAAUGUAUACAGUAUCUUAAAACAAAUAAAAUGCAUAGAAUGGAUUUUAUACCUUUUGAAAAUUUUAUAAAAAAUAUUGAAAAAAAAAAAAAAAGACAAGGUAUAAAUAUAGAUGAAAAUGAAUAUCUAUAUGAAGACAAUCAAGAUAUAUAUUCUGGAGAUAAACAAUAUUCAGAUUUAAGUAAAAUUGAAAAAGUAAUAAAUAGUUUUAAAAAAAAAAAUAUAGUUCUUGCAAAUAAUUGUUUAGUAUGUGAUGAAAAUUAUAAAUUAUUGUUUGAUUAUCUUAUUGGAGAAGACACAUUAAUUAUUGAAAAUUUUGAAGAUGCUGAACAGAUAAAAAGAAAAUUUCCACAAAUAAAUGUAAAUAUGGUUACUCUAAAUGGACAUAUAAUAUCUAAACAUAAUAAUUUAAUUAUAGAUAUAUGUUCUAAAUAUUCAGACCAUGAAAAAUAUAAUAAUAAUAAGUUAAGUAUCAGUAUAUAUAAUAAACUUUUGAAUCAAAAAGAUGAGUGUAGAACUUCAAUUACUGAUUUAAGUAAAAAUAUAAUUGAAGCUAAUGAAAUAAUAAAUAAACACACUAAUGAGUAUGAACUAAAUAAAAAAAAAUACUCUAGUAUAAUUGUAAAAAAAAAUAUUUUUGAAAAAGAAAUAGAAGCAAAAAAUAUGCUUAUAUGUACAUAUGAAAACAAAAUUGAUAAAAUACAAAAUGGUGAAUUAAAAAAUAAAAGAAAUUUAUUAAGUAGUUAUGAUGAAGAACUAAUUCAAGAACGAAAUAGUUUAUCUUCCUAUCAACAAAAAUCGUUUGCAUCAUUGAACACAAAAUUUAAUGUAUUGAAUGUUUAUGAGCUUGUUGAGAAUAGUAAUAAUGAAUUGGAAAAGGUAGAUGAACAUAUAAUAAGAAUUAAAAAUAAUAUUAAAAAAUUAAAUGACGAUAUAAAUGAAUUAAUGGAUAAAAAGAAUGAAAUGAACCUAUUUAAUAAAAAAGAAAAUAAACAAAAUGAAGAUACUACACAAGAGUUAGAAAAAUUACAAAAUGAAGAAGAAGAAACUAAUAAAAAAAUGGAAGGAAUACAAACCCAUAUUGAUGAAUUAGAAAAUAUUAAAAAAUAUAUACAUAAAAAUAUUAAUACUAUAAAUCAAGAGUUAAAUGAAUUGAGAGAUAAUAUAAAUUCGAGUUUUGAAAAACAUGAAUAUAUUGAAAAUAAAAUACAAAACUCUAAAAAAAAAAUGCAAAUAUAUAGACAAUUCAUUAAAGAUUUACUAACUGAAUGUGACAUAAAUAAUAUAAAUAUUUUCGAAACAAAUGUUAUGCUAAAAAAUAAGGAAAGUGAUUAUGAUGAUCAGUCGGUAUCACAUUCAAAUGAGGAAAAAAAACGAGCAGGCAAAAGAAAAAGACACAACAAAUCAAGACGGAAAAGUAAGCUUUUAGAAGAUGCUGACUAUAGUGAUGACCAUGAUAAAUCGGAUAGUGAAAGUCAACGUAUGAGUAGUAGUGACGAUACAGAUGAAUCAGAUGAUGCAUCUAAUUUUGAUAAUAUUUCUUUUGAUUUGAUUCCAGAUGAAUUAAAACGAUUAGAAAAUGAAAAUGAUAUAAAUAAUGAAAGAGAAAGAUUAGAAAAUGAAAUUGAAAAAAAAAAAAGAUUUUUAAAAAUAAGAAAUGUAAAUAAUAAUGCUGAAAAAGAAUAUGAUAAAUUAUUAACAAAAUUAAAAUUAGUUGAUACAAAUUUAAAUGAAGGAAGAAAAGAAUGUAAUUUAUUUGAACGAAAUUUUAGAAUAUUACAAAAAAAGAGAUCAUAUAAAUUUUUACAUUGUUUUAAUUAUAUUAAAAAUAUUAUAGAUAAUGUAUAUAAUAAUUUAACAUAUAAUACAAAACAUCAUGUAGGAGGUCAAGCAUUUUUAGAUUUAUGUAACUACAAUGAAUUUAAUAAAGAUGAUGAACCUUUUUAUUGUGGAAUUAAAUAUAAUAAUAUGCCACCUAUGAAACGAUAUUUUGAAAUAUCUGAACUUAGUGGUGGUGAAAAAAGUAUUAGUGCAUUAGCAUUAAUAUUUUCUAUUCAAAAAUAUAUUAAUAAUUCUUUUAUUAUUCUUGAUGAAGUAGAUGCAAAUAUGGAUCCUAUAAAAAUUAAUUCCCUAACUAGGUAUCUUAAUUCUAUCAAUAGUCAAGUUAUUGUUAUCUCAUUGAAAGAUAAAUUUUUCAGUAAAAGUCAAACCCUUGUUGGUGUUUACAAAAAUAAAAAUAAAAAAUGUUCAAAAACUAUCACUCUUGACAUUAGCAAGUACCGCCAAGACGCCCCAUCGGCAAACUAA